UCAGUCAACGCGUGCAUCUCGAGUGUUAUUACGACCGAUCACGGUGCUCCAUCGCCAUGUUGGCUUAACCCAGGCGGCAGGCGCUUGACGUCAGCGGGCGCGUUAGCGGUGUGUGCAAUCGUGCGAACAACAAGGACCGAAGACGGACGGACGGAGAGAGACAACGCGCUCGAGUGCGCAAACUCGAAAGAAAGAAAGAGAGAGAGAGAGAGAGAGAGAGAAGAAAGGCGUGCGCGAUCGGCGACCGACGGUGCACGACGGUGUACGGCGGUGCAGUUGUCGACGGACGUGAAAGACGCAGGAUUGUGGUAUGUUGGCUCGCCUCGGCUCCGAAUUCUCCCGCAUCCGUAUGACGAUAUACUUAAUAUCAGUGUGAUUCAGUGGCGCUAGGCGCUUCGCGUCUUCUCUACUGGUAGAGGCGAGUGUGAGAAGAGAGAAAGAGAAGAGAAAAGAGGGAGAAAGAGAGAGUGAGAGAGAGAGAACGCGCUAUAUCGAACUCGGCGCACCCUUCGCGUUGCGUCGCGUGCGAGAAAAAAAGUCGAGAGAGAGAAAGAGAGAUAGCGAGAGAACGAAACGCGAUGGAGGUGCGACGCUGUCCGGUUUGACCGCUAGACGGCCUCCUCCAGCGUAUCCUCGCACUCGGCACUCCACGGCUCGCGACAGGCUCCUCCGGUUAUUCAGUGCGUUCCGCGCGCGCCAUGUGCCGCACCGUCGCCGCUCCGCGUGCAUCUCCACUCAGCGAAAGAUCAUCGUCGCGCGUAUCGCCGCGGUUCGAUAAGCGCUCCUCUGCGUAGCCGUGCGUUGUCGGCUCGGCCAGGACCCUCCCCUCUCUCCUCCACCUCCUCCCAAGCUAUGCGCUGCGCUCGUCAGUGCUCCUCGAUGCUGCUCCGCGUGUCCCCGUAGUGCUGGUGCGACGAGUGAAUCGUGAACUUCUGGCAUCGUCGUUCACGCUCUUUCCUUUCUCCGCCCUUGUAUUUUCGUUCGGCUCGCGAGCGGCGAGCCGUGGGCGAAGGUAGUGCGAGGAAAGAAGGGAAGAGAAAGAGGGAAGAAGAAAGAGAAAGGAGGUGUAGUCUCGAAGGAGAGAAAAGACGGCAAGUGCGACAAGUCACGAGAGUGCUAGACGAGCGGAAUCGACUCGAACGGGGUUCUCGGAGUAAUCGGUGAGCUCCAGCGAGCGAGCGAGCGAGCGAGCGAGAGAAAGAGAGAGAGAGAGAGAGAGAGUGAGAGCAAGAGACACACAAAACGGGAGGGAGCGCGAGUGGCGAGUAUCAAGAUGGCGCAUAAUUUGGCACCGAGCGUCAACUGCUCGCUCGACGACAUUGACCUGAACGCCCUGAAGGAGCCUGCUGGGAUCUUCGAGCUGAUAGAAGUGGUCGGCAAUGGAACGUAUGGCCAAGUUUACAAAGGUCGGCACACCAAGACCGGUCAGCUGGCGGCCAUCAAGGUCAUGGACGUCACGGAGGAUGAAGAGGAAGAAAUCAAGUUGGAAAUAAAUGUACUCAAGCGGUAUUCGAAUCAUAGGAAUAUAGCUACGUAUUACGGUGCCUUCGUAAAGAAGUCAUCACCCGGCAAAGACGAUCAAUUAUGGCUGGUUAUGGAAUAUUGCGGAGCUGGCUCCGUCACGGAUCUCGUCAAGUCAACCAAGGGCCAGAGCUUGAAGGAAGAGUGGAUAGCUUAUAUAUCGCGAGAAAUACUGAGGGGACUUAGUUAUCUUCAUAGCAAUAAAGUUAUCCACAGGGAUAUCAAGGGACAAAAUGUUCUGUUGACUGAUAAUGCGGAAGUCAAACUUGUCGAUUUCGGCGUCAGCGCACAAUUGGACAGGACGAUAGGUAGAAGAAAUACAUUCAUCGGCACACCUUACUGGAUGGCACCAGAAGUUAUUGCAUGUGACGAGAAUCCAGAUGCUACUUACGACAAUAGAAGCGACCUUUGGUCGCUCGGAAUUACCGCUCUAGAAAUGGCUGAAUCACAACCUCCGCUCUGCGAUCUACAUCCUAUGAGAGCGUUGUUUUUAAUUCCUCGUAAUCCACCGCCGCGGCUCAAGUCUAAAAAGUGGGCCAAAAAGUUUCACGGAUUUAUUGAAACGGUGUUGGUGAAGGAUUACCAUCAAAGACCAUACACGGAACAGCUCCUUAAACAUCCAUUUAUACGGGACCAACCUACGGAAAGACAAGUCAGAAUACAGCUUAAGGAUCACAUUGAUCGCUGUAAAAAGCGCAAGCAGGAGAAAGAAAGAGACGAUUACCGAUACAGCGGUAGCGAGAACGAGGAGGACGAACCGGCAUUGGCGGGCGAACCGUCAUCUAUAGUUCAAGCGCCUGGAGGUGAUACACUGCGCCGUAAUUUCCAGCAGAUUCAGGAAGGCAGAACUUUGACGCAGGAUGUACCUCCACAAGCGCCCGCCGCUAAAGAGAAGCCAGGAAGUAGAUCUCAAAGAGAAGUGCCAGAGCCCGGACCACCCGCGAGACCCGCUAUACCGCACAGACUCAUAGUGGUGCCCGAUCCGCAACCACCGUCUCGUCCAUUACCUCCGACACCUAGAGAUGAUCCUCGACAACCGCACAAAGUAUCUACGCCGCCUUCUAAUCAUCAGACACCUGGAGGGGGAUCCGGAGGGCAGCCCGCGCCUCAAAGGAACAGCGUUUUCAAGCCUAUGCUGCCGCCGAAGAAACCAGAGGACAUGGAGAUACUGGCUGCUCAACUCAUCGAGCUUGGUGUGUCACAGGGCCCCGAGGCCCCGCCAAGGCCAAACAGGCAACAUAAGGGCCCUGCAGCCUCGUCUACAUCGAAUUCGGUGCAGCCUGCAGGUGGUAACGAUCAGAACAACAAACAGAUGCCGCAAUCCUCCAGUAUUCUCGAUCAAGCUCUAUCAAUUGAGAGUGACAGCGAUGACGAUGAUGAUGCUGGUGGAAACAAUUUGAGGAACGACGGUACUUUGCUGGCUAGCGACCCGCCCAAGCCGCUUCCCGAAUUUUCUCCUUUCAGACCGUCGUCGGACUCGUCGUCGUCAUCUUCGCACAAUGCUCAAAACUCCCAUCACGAGGAUAAGCCGAAAGGAGGAGCACCGAAUCGUCCGCUCCCACCAACCCCCGAUGAGGAAGAAUCGGGAGACCGUACGCUAGUCAUGAAACGAAAACUUAGUCAGAUGUCAGACGAUCGUGCAACGGCUAGCGGCAACCGGCGUUCAGAGAUAGACGAGCAGCUCCUCCUGAAGGAGUGGGAUUUCACCCGCUUCUUUCAGGGUUUUAACGAAAAGUUGGAUAAAAUGAAACAGGAGCAUCAACAAGAGGCGGCCGGCCAAGCGAGCAAGUCUGGAUCCAACGAAGAUCGCUCGUCCUCGUCCAGCGAGAGAACGCUCAAGAGACAGGAGCAGUUAGCCCGAAGGAAACACGAGCAACAGCAGCAUCAUCAAAAGCAACAGCAGCAAUUGAAACCGAUUCACAGGCGGCAAGAGAGCGAUUCGAAGCUGGGCAAUGCGUCGAGCGCCUUCGCGCGCGCCUUUCGCCGCGAGAACUCGGACUUCUUCCCGUCCGCGAGGCACUCGGCGUACCUGCAGAAGUCGUCGGACUCGUCGAGAUCUAGUAUAUUCGCUAGCGGUAAUCGACGCGGUAGCGAAAUAAGCGUUGCCGGUAUCGUUGGUAAAAAAGGCAGUGCCCUCAGCUCCGGGGAGCCGGUCCUAACGGAUUUCUCGUUGUGCCGCGACGUUGGGCCUCAGAGGCCCAGGAGAGAAAAGACCGAGAGCGAGAUCGUCUUCGGUAGUAGGCACGAGGCGAGGAGGUACGAUUUCGGACGCAAUAAAGAGAACGAGAACGCAAGAAGACGCAGUUGUAGACCCUCGGACGCUACGGCGUCCGCCGUGGUCGAAGAUGCGGGAACGAUUAAGUCCACGGCCAGUACGACGGCCAGCGAAUACAGCCCCGUUGUUACCCAGAAUCGCGAGGGCGACCGUUCAAGAGGCGGAGGUGAUUUCCAGAGAUCGGACUCGUCCCCGGGUUCACGGCCCAGCUCGGUCUUACCGGAUCUCCUGACUUCUUCGCCGGGCCAACGGCAGGACAAGUCAACUAGCGAGGAGUAUCGACAAGCGGUGAAAUCACCUCCUCCGUUUGCGCUUCAACAGAAGCAGCGGUCAUUCCUGACCUUUGGAUUCGGAGCCGGUCCAGCGAGGAGAGAGUCCCACGUGAACGUUAACGUGACUCCGACCAGCCACGAUUUAGCAUCGGACACACCGGAGAUACGCAAAUACAAGAAGCGUUUCAACAGCGAGAUCCUCUGCGCCGCGUUAUGGGGUGUAAAUCUAUUAAUUGGAACCGAGAACGGCUUGAUGUUAUUGGACAGGAGCGGACAGGGUAAGGUUUACCAGUUGAUCAGCAGAAGGCGUUUCCAACAAAUGGAGGUCCUCGAGGGUCAAAAUAUCCUGGUUACGAUCAGCGGUAAGAAAAACAGAGUGCGCGUCUACUAUCUUUCUUGGUUGAAGAGCAAAAUUCUGCGGACGGACGGUCACAGUGACCAAGUCGAGCGACGUAACGGUUGGAUCAACGUUGGCGAUUUGCAGGGCGCGGUGCAUUUCAAAAUAGUGAAAUACGAAAGAAUAAAGUUCCUCGUGAUCGCACUGAAAGAUUCCAUAGAGAUUUACGCCUGGGCGCCAAAGCCGUACCACAAAUUUAUGGCCUUCAAAUCUUUCGGCGAGCUCGCGCACAGACCUCUGUUGGUUGACCUCACGGUCGAGGAGAGUUCAAGAUUAAAGGUUAUUUACGGUAGCGCUGACGGAUUUCACGCGGUCGAUUUGGAUUCCGCCACGGUUUACGAUAUAUAUCUGCCGAAACAUACCCAGGGUCCCAUUUGUCCGCACUGUAUAGUAGCGUUGCCGAACAGUAAUGGCAUGCAGUUGCUACUCUGCUACGAUAACGAGGGCGUAUACGUAAAUACUUACGGCAGAGUGUCAAAGACGAUGGUUCUUCAGUGGGGCGAGAUGCCUACGAGCGUCGCGUACAUCGGUACGGGACAAAUUAUGGGCUGGGGCAACAAGGCGAUCGAGAUUAGGAGUGUGGAGAGCGGUCAUCUCGACGGUGUUUUCAUGCACAAGAAGGCUCAACGGCUCAAGUUCCUCUGUGAACGUAACGAUAAGGUAUUCUUCUCGUCGGCGAAGGGUGGUAGUUCGUGCCAGAUCUAUUUCAUGACUCUCAACAAACCCGGCAUGGCCAACUGGUGAUCCCGAAUGAGGCCGAAUCUGGCCCCAAGAUUAUCCUUACGAUUACCCCCGCCACACAAUCCCCCGCGUGUAUCGGGAUAUUCAGCAUCGGCGCGCACACUCGCUCGCCCUUCACUGCCAGGACCCAGCGCCUUGGAGACCAGGAAGUGCGUACACCGUAUCCAGCAUUCUUAUCAGCAUCAUCAACAAGUACAGCAUUAUCAGCGUCAACGUUAUCGUUACCAUCCUCAGCAUUAUCCACGUAAUCUUUCGUACAGCUACAAUUACGACUACGAAGAAGAUGAAGAGUAUGACGACAGGUUCCCACGAUGCGCUCGGUUGCCCCUGCGAAGCACACCGGGGACGUUGACAUUCGUCAAUCUGCUCGUCAAGAGAUUCCUCUGUUUUUUCACUUGCUCGCCCUGCGGACUGCGUAGCGCGGCUUAGACAUGCGGCGCCGAGACGCAGUGCGAGAAUUCUCCCCCUCCAUUCCCUUCAGAAAAUAAGAGCGCACGAUAAAUUAUUGCAUGCUGGUAAAUCGUGUCAAUAAUAUUCUAUGUAUCUGUCUGUUUUUUUCCCUCAAUACAAAUUUAUCGCUUUAAUCACUACGAUAAGUCUGUACUUGUUUCGCGUUGGCACAUGUAUACGUAAAAAUACCUUAAUUCUCAAGGAAUAAUCUUCAAUAUUAAAAAAAAAACGAGAUAAAGUGUGUUUUACCGUGUCUGAUGAAUAGUUAGUAAUUAAGAGUGUUUUAUACGGAAGAUGAUUUAGAAUAACGUAAUAGAGUAUGAACUUGAUUUGUGCUGAUCUUUCUAUAAGAAAAAAAGAAAAAUGUGAGUAAAUAGCUGUAAGAACAGGUGUUGACGAAUUACCAGCUUGCAUAGCCGAUCGGUUGUGCCGUGCAACUGUUUUUGUAAGGAACCUCGUGCAAUAUCGGCGGAUCGGUCUGUACAGAAAAGGAGACCCUAUUCUAAGAGACUUUUUCCUUACUUAAAUCAAGGAUAGACUCCGAUAAUCGAAUUUCGAGUGUCGUAUAAAGAAUCGGAGAUCUCGAGGAAUAAAAAGAAAAA
This is a messenger RNA of Wasmannia auropunctata (little fire ant), 6258 nucleotides long. It is a transcript of the gene msn, whose product is annotated as serine/threonine-protein kinase mig-15. NCBI's taxonomy places the organism in Eukaryota, Metazoa, Arthropoda, Insecta, Hymenoptera, Formicidae. Gene Ontology annotation, biological process: protein phosphorylation. Bases 1274 to 5209 code for a protein of 1311 amino acids. Gene Ontology annotation, molecular function: protein kinase activity; ATP binding. The record is from RefSeq and is a predicted model, not a curated record. The transcript is spliced from 21 exons.